CAGCCUGCGGGGUGGUGGCAGGCGCAGCCGCUUCGGGUCCCUGCGGUCUUCGCCGCCUCCUCCGCCUCCGCCACCUCCGCCGCCUCCGUCUCCCACGCCUCCCAGCAGGCCUCGGCCCCCAGGCUCUAGGCACUGCGGCUCUUGCGUCUCGGUGUCUCUGCUCCUGCAAGAUGACGCUCAAGUCGAGCGAAGGCGAGGGUGGGAGCAGCAUGCGCACCGCGCUCUCUGACCUCUACCUGGAGCACUUGCUGCAAAAGCGCAGCCGGCCAGAGGCCAUGUCGAACCAGUUUAAUGUUGUCACUGAGGAUAUGUACACCAAUGGGUCCACCACCCCAGGUAGCCCUGCCCAGGCCAAGGGGCAGGAGGUGAAGAAAGUACGUCUCAUACAGUUUGAGAAGAUCACAGAGGAACCCAUGGGAAUCACUCUGAAGCUGAAUGAAAACCAGUCAUGUACUGUGGCCAGAAUUCUCCACGGUGGCAUGAUUCAUAGACAAGGCUCCCUUCACGUGGGGGAUGAGAUCCUAGAAAUCAAUGGCACAAAUGUGACUAAUCAUUCAGUAGACCAGCUGCAGAAGGCAAUGAAAGAAACCAAAGGAAUGAUCUCAUUAAAAGUAAUUCCCAAUCAGCAGAGUCGUCUUCCCGCACUACAGAUGUUCAUGAGAGCACAGUUUGACUAUGAUCCCAAAAAGGACAAUCUGAUCCCUUGCAAGGAGGCAGGACUGAAGUUUGUUACUGGAGACAUUAUCCAGAUUAUCAACAAAGAUGACAGCAACUGGUGGCAGGGGCGGGUGGAAGGCUCCUCCAAGGAGUCUGCAGGAUUGAUCCCUUCCCCUGAGCUGCAGGAAUGGAGAGUGGCAAGUGUGGUCCAGUGUGUCCCGAGUGAAGCUCCAACUUGCAGUCCCUUUGGGAAGAAGAAGAAAUAUAAAGACAAAUAUCUAGCCAAACACAGUUCAAUAUUUGACCAGUUGGAUGUUGUUUCCUACGAGGAAGUUGUUCGACUCCCUGCAUUCAAGAGGAAGACCCUGGUGCUGAUCGGAGCCAGUGGGGUGGGUCGCAGCCAUAUUAAGAAUGCUCUGCUCAGCCAGAAUCCAGAGAAGUUUGUGUAUCCUGCCCCAUAUACAACACGGCCGCCAAGGAAGAGUGAAGAAGAUGGGAAGGAUUAUCACUUCAUCUCAACAGAGGAGAUGACAAGAAACAUCUCUGCCAAUGAAUUCUUGGAGUUUGGCAGCUACCAGGGCAACAUGUUUGGCACCAAAUUUGAAACAGUGCACCAGAUUCAUAAGCAGGACAAGAUUGCCAUUCUUGAUAUUGAGCCCCAGACUCUGAAGAUUGUUCGGACAGCAGAGCUUUCACCUUUCAUUGUGUUCAUCGCACCUACUGACCAGGGCACUCAGACUGAUGCCCUGCAGCAGCUGCAGAAGGACUCUGAGGCCAUCCGUAGCCAGUAUGCACACUACUUUGACCUCUCUCUGGUCAAUAAUGGUGUUGAUGAAACUCUUAAGAAAUUGCAAGAAGCCUUUGACCAGGCAUGCAGUUCUCCACAGUGGGUGCCUGUCUCCUGGGUUUACUAGCUUAUAGAAUGGGAGAACCCAUUCCAGCCCCUCUCCAGUAUUUGGAAUGCCAUUUCCCUUGCUUAAGUCAAACAGGGCUGCUUGAACUAGUUGUGUCAGCUUCCAGCUCUCUGUAACUGUUUCAAGUAUGUCAAUAUAAUUCAGUCUUCUCACUCAGGCUCCUGAAGGGCUAAGAUUUGAUUUCCCUCUUACGUGGAUUUCAAAACUAUCUCUGGAAAUCUGGAUUAUGAAAUACCAUCAAAUGCCAGGCAUGGUGGUGCACACCUUUAAUCCCAGCACUCCGGAGGCAGAGGCAGGAGGAUUUCAGUGAGAUCAAGGUCAGCAUGGUCUACAGGGACACCUGCCUCAAAAAGAAAAAAAGUACCAUCAAAAUGCAACUGCUAAUUGUCAAUAAUAUACAGAAAAAGGGCCCCUAUCCCUCACAAGCCUGAGCUCCUUUACUUUCAACCAUACUGGGUAUAUGUUCUUUUGUCUUUUUUCUCUGGAUUAAAUAUCUUCUGAAAUUUUCUAAGAUACCCAAAUCAAACAGCUGUGCAAUAGAAAUUAUGCUCUAGGGAAACUCUCAAAAGCAAUAAAAAAGCUGUGCUAAAAUUCCAAUAA
Molecule: messenger RNA, 2171 nt
Organism: Nannospalax galili (Upper Galilee mountains blind mole rat)
Lineage: Eukaryota; Metazoa; Chordata; Mammalia; Rodentia; Spalacidae
Gene: Mpp1
Product: membrane palmitoylated protein 1
Exons: 12
Coding region: 171-1571 (466 amino acids)
Cellular component (GO): plasma membrane; cell-cell junction
Molecular function (GO): signaling receptor binding
Source: RefSeq, a predicted model, not a curated record